This is a messenger RNA of Stegastes partitus (bicolor damselfish), 2129 nucleotides long. It is a transcript of the gene ttc8, whose product is annotated as tetratricopeptide repeat domain 8. Gene Ontology annotation, cellular component: non-motile cilium; BBSome; ciliary basal body. The coding region runs from base 41 to 1558 and encodes 505 amino acids. Lineage: Eukaryota; Metazoa; Chordata; Actinopteri; Pomacentridae. Gene Ontology annotation, biological process: non-motile cilium assembly. The transcript is spliced from 14 exons. The record is from RefSeq and is a predicted model, not a curated record. Gene Ontology annotation, molecular function: protein binding.
UUUUACACGUUUUUUUCUCUCUCUCACUCUCACCAAAGCAAUGGAGGUGACGAUGGACCCUUUGUUUCUGGCGUGGAGCUACUUCAGGAGAAGGAAACUCCAACAGUGUUCAGACAUUUGUACAAAGAUAUUACAGGACAACCCCUACGACCAGGCUGCCUGGAGCCUGAAAACCUGCGCCAUAACAGAGAUGGUCUACAUAGAUGAAGUUGAGGUUGACCAGGAGGGGAUUGCUGAGAUGAUGCUGGAUGAGAGCUCCAUUGCUCAAGUUGCACGACCUGGAACCUCAUUGAGACUUCCUGGAACGAGUCAGGGUGGAGGUCCCACUCCAGCUGUCAGACCUAUGACACAGUCAGGACGUCCUAUCACAGGAUUCGUGAGACCCAGCACACAGUCAGGGCGUCCUGGGACGAUGGAACAGGCCAUCAAAACACCACGCACCGCAAGCACUGCUCGCCCAGUUACCAGUGCUUCUGGUAGAUUCAUCCGUUUGGGAACCGCUUCAAUGUUAACCAAUCCGGAGGGACCUUUCAUAAACUUAUCAAGACUAAAUCUGGCCAAGUACUCCCAAAAGCCCAGUUUAUCCAGGACACUAUUUGAGUACAUCUUCCAUCAUGAAAACGAUGUGAAAAAUGCUUUAGAUUUGGCUGCUCAAGCUACUGAACAUGCACAGUUCAAAGACUGGUGGUGGAAAGUUCAGCUGGGGAAGUGUUAUUACAGGCUUGGUUUAUAUAGAGAAGCAGAAAAACAAUUUCGCUCGGCUCUCAACCACCAAGAGGUGGUAGAUACGUAUCUGUACCUUGCAAAGGUUUAUCAGCGCCUGGAUCAGCCAGUCACGGCUCUCAACCUCUUCAAGCAAGGCCUGGACCACUUCCCUGGUGAGGUCACCCUUCUGACAGGAAUCGCUCGCAUCCAUGAGGAGAUGAACAACAUUUUAUCAGCCACAGAGUACUACAAAGAUGUCCUGAAGCAGGACAACACUCACGUGGAGGCUAUAGCCUGCAUAGGCAGCAAUCACUUCUACACCGAUCAGCCCGAGAUCGCCCUGCGGUUCUAUAGACGACUGCUCCAGAUGGGAGUGUAUAAUUGCCAGCUGUACAACAACCUGGGUCUGUGCUGUUUCUACGCCCAGCAGUACGAUAUGACUCUGUCCUCAUUUGAGAGGGCUCUGGCCCUGGUGGCCAGUGAUGAGGAGCAGGCUGAUGUCUGGUACAACAUAGGACAUGUGGCUGUGGGCAUAGGGGACUUGACGCUGGCCUAUCAGUCUUUUAAACUGACGUUGGCUUUUAAUAACGACCACGCUGAGGCCUACAACAACCUGGCUGUGCUGGAGCUGCGCAAAGGUCACAUCGAACAGUCUAAAGCCUUUCUGCAAACUGCCGCAUCGCUGGCCCCUCACAUGUAUGAGCCGCACUUCAAUCUCUCCAUUCUCUCUGAAAAGAUUGGAGACCUCCAGAGCAGCUACACCGCGGCCCAGAAGGCCGAAGACGCCUUCCCAGAGCACGUCGACACUCAGCAGCUUCUCAGGCAGCUGCGGCAGCACUUUACGGUGCUGUGAGGGUCCAGAGGGUGUUCAUCAGGCUUCCAGAGUUAUUGUGACAGUGGAAGGCUGGAGGGUUAGUCGGAUAUAGAAUUCAACAAGCAGGGUUUGUGUUUUUUAUUUAUUAAAUGGUAGAGUUACACUAAACUGCCAGUUUAUAAGGUGUUAUAUUCCAUUGAACGCAGUCUGGAUGUGAUGGGUCAUCCUCCAUUGACCCCUGCUGUAGACAGGAUCGCUGGUCACUGGUGGUUCUUUGCUUUUCGCACCUCUCGCUGUAAAACUCCAGAACAGUCGGGUGUGAAAAAGCCAAGACGACAGCAGUUCUGGGAACGGCUCGAACCAAAGCGCCUCGAUACCAAAUUCAAGUAAACAUGUAACGGUGACUUAAAAAUGUACAUGAAGGUGGAGAUUUUACUGAUAAACUGGCAACCCAGUGUACAGAUUUGUACAGGAACACAUAUGUACAUAGUAAAGGUGAAGAUUUAGUAAAAUAAUUCACAUACAUUUUCUAGUUUAUUUCAUAAAUCAGAUGUAUUUUUCGUAUUUCAGAUUUUCUUGCCAUUUUGUAGUCUGGACAGUACAAUAAAGA